Molecule: messenger RNA, 8938 nt
Organism: Megalobrama amblycephala (Wuchang bream)
Lineage: Eukaryota; Metazoa; Chordata; Actinopteri; Cypriniformes; Xenocyprididae
Gene: nav2b
Product: neuron navigator 2b
Exons: 40
Coding region: 301-7296 (2331 amino acids)
Biological process (GO): nervous system development; neurogenesis
Molecular function (GO): protein binding; ATP hydrolysis activity; ATP binding
Source: RefSeq, a predicted model, not a curated record
UCCAGAUCUCAACUCAAAUAUGGAGUAGAGCUUCAUUGGACAAGAAAAACACUGAAGAUGCUGAUGACGGGGAAGGAUUUGGCUGAUUGUCAUGGGAAAAUCACAUUAUUAGAAGGUUUAGCAAGACGUCUGUGUGCUGCCAAGCUUUCCAGUGCUGUAUGAAUGUAGUUUGUGGACACACUUCCCACUGCAUUGCUCCAGCUGUUAAGUCAGCGUGUGUGGUUGCUCCGAGACUUGUGCCUCUGCAACCAGACAACUUUUUGCCAGCGUGUGCGUGGUUGAAUGUAAAAGGAUAAGAAAAUGCCUGCUAUUCUAGUCGCCUCCAAGAUGAAGUCGGGAUUGCCCAAACCCGUGCAUGGUACCGCUCUACCCAUUCCAUCUAGGGUAGCGACCCACCAGAAUGGACCUCUGAAGCCCAUGCAGCCCAGCCUCAUCCCCCUGAAGUCUCCCAUCUCCAGACAGCAAAGUCAAGGCACUGCAGCUUUACAGAAAAAGUACCAGACUGCCAAAGAAACAUCAGGAGACCCUCAGAUUUAUACAGAUUGGGCCAACCACUACCUAGCCAAGUCCGGACACACACGCCUGAUUAAAGACCUCCAACAGGAUGUUGCCGAUGGCGUUUUGUUGGCAGAAAUAAUUCAGGUUGUAGCAAACGAGAAGAUUGCAGAUAUCAACGGAUUCCCAGAGAGUCGCUCACAAAUGAUUGAGAACAUUGAUGCCUGUCUGAGCUUCCUGGCUGCUAAAGGAGUCAACAUAAAGGGACUUUGUGCCGAAGAGAUCCGCAAUGGCAAUCUGAAAGCCAUUUUAGGCCUUUUCUUCAUUCUGUCGCGCUUCAGGCAGCAGCAGCAGACUUUGAAACAGGCCUCCAGCAAUGUUCAGAUGCUCCAGAACAACCAGGCUCACCGAUGCGCCAGUCCUGCCCUGCCUCCUCACACUUCUCCCUGUAGCUCUCCCUGUCCUUCUCCUAUCCAGCAACACUACACCUCCUCCCUAUGUGCACAGAAAACACAGACAGACCUGCAGUCCAGUCAUCCAUCAAAAGGCUCCAAUCAGAAAAAAGCUGUGAGACUCUCUGUUGCUCAGAAAAAGAACUCUAGGCUUCAGAGCCCCUCUGUGAGGGCAGCUGGAACGAGUGGAGAGAGUAAACCUCGAACCUCGAACAGACGCAGCCAAAGCUUCAACCAGUGUGACCGAUUAAAGCCGCCAAUCUCUGUCUGCGCUCAUGAAAGAGAGAAAACAACCCCAUCACCUAUAAUGGUUGAUCAUGGACCAAUCAGCUCUUCCAUUCCUCCACCCAGCUGCUCCAGCACCACAAAUACCAUCUCUAAACCCUGGAGAAGCAAGUCACUCAGCGCUAAACACACUGCUACAUCCUCCAUGGUCACGGUUAAACAACCAGCUCCAGAUUCUCUUGAGGUUCCCCCUAAGGUGAUUGCCCAGAAGUCCAUGCUGGAAAAGCUCAAGCUCUUUAACAGCAAAACGGGUUCCAGAGCCACCAAGGUUGUCAGUACAGACGAUGUAGAUGCUGUUGAACCAGAAGAAGGCCAGAUUUGCCCCAUCCACUCUGGAAACCAGCGGCCUGUCACCCCCAGCAGUUCUGGUAGCUCAAGUCCCAAGCUAGCGCUAAAAGGCAUUGCUCAGUUGACGCUCGGAAGGGCUUUGGCGCCGAAAAUAACCUCGGCAAAAGCAUCUGAAAAAGUUAAAGAGAAGUCAAAGCCUAAAGAGAAAGAAAAGCUCAAACAGCUUCCUGUUAGAGAACCCGAACACCUUAAAGGAGACACCAAAACUGAUGGACUUGUUGUAUUAGAGUCUAAGAAGGCUGUUCCCAAAGGAAACAAAGUAAAGAAAGACAAUGCCAAAUCAGCCAUGACUGGAAUUCCCAAACCAAGCCAAGGAGGAAAGGGUUCAGCUACAAAUAAGUCUGUAGCGUCGCCCACUUGUGGUGCGGAGGGAGAACGGUUACGAAGCGGAAAAAUAGGAGGUCUGUCUGUGCAUAAAGGGCAGAAAGACAACAGAAACUACAGCUCUACAUCUAGCUUAGCAUUUUCAGAUGGAAAAAGUUGCCAAGAUCUCACUCUUGGUGCGCAGACCCACUCAACAACCAGCAAUACGGUCAGUGUGCAACUUCCACAGCUCCAGCAACAAUACAACCAUCCCAACAUGGCCACUGUCGCCCCAUUCAUGUACAGAUCUCACACUGAAAUUGAUAAGUCUGGGCUAGUGACAGAAGUGAAGGAAAGGAGAGAACGAACAGGCCUAUGCAGCAAAUCCAUCCAUACUUCUCUUGAGAACCUGACAGGUGAGGACUCUGAAGCCAAGAGGCUACGUACUGUGAAAAACAUUGCUGAUCUGAGGCAAAAUCUAGAAGAAACCAUGUCCAGUUUGAGGGGGACGACGCACAUCAGUCACAGCAUGCUCGAGACGACCUUUGACAGCACAGUAACCACAGAGAUCAAUGGGAGGGCCUUGCUUACCCUCAGUUCCCGCCCUGCUUCUGCACUGCCAUGGCGACUGGGCUCAUCCAGUCCUCGCCUACAGGCUGGUGAUGCCCCCUCUCCAGGAAACGCGUUCGUACACCACGGCAGUGGCUGUGGGCGGCACACACACAUGCAUCAGACCUGCACGCACAACGGAGUCGUCUGCGGCCUUGAACUCUCAGAGAAGGUGGAGGAGCUGGAGGGCGUCGCCAUGGAAACGGCUGGGUACAUGAGUGAUGGAGACAUCCUGGGCAAGAGCAUGAGGGUUGAUGGAGUCCCCAGUGGCUACAUGACUGACGGAGGUCUCAACCUGUACUCCCGGAGGGUUAACCGGGUCUCGGAUGGAAUGAACACUGUGAGAGGGACUGUUCAGCACUUUAAUCCCAAGAGUCAAGAUGACACUGAUAGUUGGGACGACAGCAGCUCAGUCAGCAGCGGGAUCAGUGACACCUUGGACACAGAUGACCUCAACACCAGCUCGUCCCUUAGCUCCUACGUCAACACCCCAUCUGUCCCGCACAGAGACGUAGAUGAACAGCUCCAGACGGAUGCAGAGAAGCACUCUGCAGUAAAACAAAACCCCAACUGGUCCAACAACGACCUUAAAUGUUCAGAAGGCAGCUCUGACGGUGGCAUCAAAAUGGAGACCACAACCAAAUGGAACCACAGGUCCUCAGAUUUCUCAGAUGAAUCAGAACGGAACUUGAUAGGUCGCAAGACUCCUACUAUCUCCCAGACGGGCUCUUGGAGGCGGGGAAUGACCGCCCAGGUGGGCAUCACCUCCCCACGGACGAAAACAACAACACCUACAAGCUGCAGCUCACUCAAGACACAUGGUAAGACAGACGACGCCAAGGUAUCGGAGAAAGGACGCUCCAAUGGCACCCAUUCCACAGGCGUCGACGACACCAAGAAACCUCCCCUCAAUUCAACCACACGCACCCCAACCAGUACUUUUGGCUUUAAGAAAGCUCCGGGCGCAAUGGCGACAAUAACCGCGAGUGGUGCUGUGGUAACUAGCGGCUCUGCUACAGUGGGCAGGAUACCCAAAUCGGUCGGGUUUUCUGGGAGUCGAAUUGUGUGUCGGCAGACGGCUCUUGAUGAUGGAUACCUUCCUCCAAGUGCUCGGACGACUCUUCAGUAUCGCAGUUUACCGAGACCUAGUCGUACCGGCACCGCUCGCUGUGCUAACCGCACCAACAACUCGAGCCUUGAUGCUAGUUUUUGCAAUAAAGGUACUGCCACACUUCCCAACCCUAAAAGUCGCAACUUAGUCAAGUCCCCAACUACUAACCAGACGGACCGAGAGAAGGGUAUUUUUUCUGAUGUGGAGAGCCAGGUACUUAAGACUAGCGCAACUACCCAGGCGGGGAUGCCAACUCAGUGCCAAGCUGGAAGGCAAACGGGAGGAAAGUAUUCAGAAAUGUCCUCGCCAACCCUUCGUAGACUCUUUGGUAGCAAAUCUUGCAAUAAGCAAGCUCCGGUCACCACCAUGGAGAACAUGAAGAACUCCACCAUCAUCUCCAAUCCCCAUGCCACGUCCAUCCAGCAGAAUGGUUCUCUGGAGAUGCCAUCUGUCGCCAGCGGAGGCAGCGGUCUAGUUUACAAUGACAAUCUGACGGUGCCCUCUGGAGGUCAUGGAGAGCAGACACUUUCCUCUGUGGCCUCCAACCCAGGAUCGGCUUUUUCUCCUUGGGGAGGCAGGGAUGGAUUAGGCUUCCUGUCUCAAAGCUCCAACCAAACCAAUAGUGGCUCCAUAGGUGUUUCCUUGGGAAAGGAAGAUUUAUGUCUUAAUAGGACCAACAGUGCUAGAACUGGCCUCUCAGAGAGCCCUCAGUCCUCCCCCUCUGCUAGCCCUAAAUUUACCCGCAACACACUGCCACGGAAACAGGACAGGUAUGCCCAUGUGCCUCAGGUCAGAGGUCAUGAGGAGGCCCGUGAUUGGCUGUGUUCCCCCUCGGUUGUUGGGCUUUCAGAUUCGACCCCCUACACCCCUGCCUCUGCGCUCAGCUCGCCCUCCGGCACACGCUUCAACUUUAGCACACUGGGCAGUCCCACCACAGCUUUGCAAAUGGCGACCUUGCGCGGGACCAAUGGUCAGGGAAAUCACGACGGCCCGUAUGACCCCUACAGCGACCCACGCCUGAGGAAUUCCUCAAUGAGCCUGGAGGAAAAGAGCCGCACUAUGAGCAGCUCCGGAUCGUUCCGUGAGGGCCUGGAAGAAGUUCAUGGCUCAUCUUUGUCUCUGGUCUCUAGCACAUCAUCAGUUUACUCUACGCCUGAAGAAAAGGCUCAGACGGAGAUCCGUAAGCUACGGAGAGAAUUGGACUCGUCACAGGAGAAGGUCUCGGCUCUCACAACACAGCUCAGUGCCAAUGCUCACCUUGUGGCGGCUUUUGAGCAGAGUUUAGGAAACAUGACCAUCCGGCUGCAGAGCCUGACGACGACAGCGGAACAGAAGGACACAGAGCUGAAUGACUUGAGGAAGACCAUUGAGCUCCUUCAGAAGCAGAACUCGGCGACUCAAGCCACCAUCAAUGGAGUCAUUAACACACCAGACCCAACAUUAACAAACCGCAAGGUUUCUCUAGACUCUGUCAGCGGGUCGCCUCAGUCCCAGCGGGAGUUGCGGAUCCACAGACAGCCUUCCUCGGACAGCGUCUCCAGCAUGACCAGCGCCACCAGCCACUCCAGCAUCGGCAGCAACCUGGAACUCGACGCUAAGAACAAGAAGAAGAAGAAGAAUAACUGGGCUGUAUCAUCUGGUGGAGGAAAAGCACCUGAUAACUAUCUGCGGAGCUCGUUUAAACAAGCGUUCGGAAAGAAAAAGUCUCCUAAAUCUGCGUCCUCUCACUCGGACAUUGAAGAAAUGACGGACUCUUCUCUGCCAUCUUCACCCAAACUUCCCUAUAGCGGCUCGACUGCCUCUUCUCCCAUGAUACGCAACUCCCACUCCAACUCCCUUCCUCAACUGUCCUCCCUGCCUGCACACGGGCCUGUCUGGGGCUGUAGCCGCAAGACCAUGAGGUCUGCCUCACUGGCACGGAUCUCUGAGUGUACGGACAGCGACGCUGAAACAGUCAUGCAGUUGCGCAGUGAACUGCGCGAUAAAGAAAUGAAGCUUACAGACAUCAGAUUGGAGGCGUUAAGCUCUGCCCACCAACUGGACCAGCUGCGAGAAUCUAUGAACCGCAUGCAAAUUGAGAUAGAAAGGCUGAAAGUGGAAAAUGACCGAUUAAAGAUGGAGAGCAGGGGAAGCGGUAGCAGAGCUCCUUCUCAGAUGUCCAUCUCCCCUUCAUCUGUAGGCCUUUCCUCUCAACUUAGCCUCACAGAAUCCACAAGCUUAGAUAUGUUGCUAGAAGACAGUGGAGAUGGAAGUUCCUGGAAAGAGGGACAACAUGUGAAGGUUGUGGUCAGUCUGGAGAAGGAUCCAGAGUGGAAAGAGGAGUGUAGACCUUCUCAGUUCUUGCUGGGCUGCAUUGGUGUCAGUGGAAAAACCAAAUGGGACGUACUAGAUGGGGUAGUCAGACGCCUUUUUAAGGAAUAUAUCAUCUACGUAGAUCCUGUCACACAGUUGGGUUUGAACACUGACUGUGUGAUGGAGUACAGCAUUGGAGACAUCCAUCGCGCCAGUGAUGCAGAUAUACCAGAACUCCUGCCCUGCGGUUAUCUUGUGGGAGAAAGCGAUACCAUCUCUGUCAAGCUGAAAGGCUUGUCUGACAACAGUCAGGACAGUUUGGCGUUCGAGACGCUCAUUCCAAAGCCGGUUCUGCAGCGAUACAUCUCUCAGCUUGAGGAGCACAGACGAAUCAUCUUUUCAGGGCCUUCUGGAACAGGGAAGAGUUUUCUGGCCAGCAGAUUGGCUGAGUACAUGGUACGAAAAGAGGGAAAACAUCUGGAGCAUCAAGCAAUCGCCACCUUCAAUGUUGAUAACAAAACUACUAAGGAGCUGAAGCAGUACUUGUCCAACCUGGCAGACCAGUGUAAGAACAGUGAACCGGCUGUGGACAUGCCUGCAGUGCUCAUACUAGAUAACCUUCACCAUGUCGGUUCACUGGCCGAGAUUUUCAACGGCCUGCUCAACUGCAAGAACCACCAGUGUCCGUACAUCAUUGGAACCAUGAAUCAAGCCCCAUCACCCACCGCAAAUCUGCAGCUUCAUCAUAAUUUCAGAUGGGUUUUAUGUGCCAAUCAUACUGAACCAGUAAAAGGUUUUCUGGGUCGUUUCCUGCGGCGGAAGCUUCUAGAAACCGAGAUCAACAGUCGUGUGAGGAACGGCGAGCUAGUUAAGAUUAUUGAGUGGAUCCCGUGUGUUUGGCAUCAUCUCAACCGCUUUCUGGAAACACAUAGUUCUUCUGAUGUCACAAUUGGACCCCGGCUCUUUCUGUCCUGCCCAAUGGAUGUAGAAGGCUCAAGAGUGUGGUUCACUGAUCUGUGGAACUACUCCAUCAUCCCUUACAUGCUGGAGGCUGUGAGAGAAGGGCUACAGAUGUAUGGCCGUAAGGCAGCAUGGGAGGACCCGGCGAAGUGGGUGAUGGAGAGCUUCCCUUGGGUGGCAAGUCCACAGCAACACGAAUGGCAUUCCCUGCUGCGACUUCGGCCAGAGGAUGUGGGGUUCGACGGGUACAAUAUAUCUCAGGAGGGCAGCCCAGGCAAGCAAACUGCUCAGGGAAAAUCAGAAGAAGACCCACUGAUGAAUAUGUUAAUGAGGCUGAAGGAGACGGCCCACUGCACAGGAACGGAGAGCUACGAUAGUGAUUCCACCAGCAACAGUCACCAAGAUGAUAUGCUGGACUCUUCGUUAGAAUCUACACUGUGAAAAUACUUUAAAAUGUUAAAUUACGAAACGGAGGCUUUUGAAAAUCAGAUCCGGCUUUUCUGUGAAACUACAGGGUGCUGGUAACCUUCAACCAGGGUGCUGGAAACCCUGAAAAAUCAUAAUUUCUCAGUAAGACACACUAAUCAUCACCUGAAAUAGGAGAAAAACAUGCUCAAGCACUUCAGAGAGCAUCAUUUCCUCAAAUGGACUGUAGAUGGCGGUAUAAGGCUGUUCAGCCAAGUCACGUUUAUUUUCAUUCAUAUUAUACUAAAAGGAUCUCAUGUUGCUUGACUUUAAUGCACUAUUGAACUUCUUUGGUGCUCAACUUGAUAAAAAAUGCCUUACAACUUUUGUGUAAUGGGUUGAGAUGGGCUUGCUUAUGUCUUAGAUUUCUAACUUUCUACACAAAUAAUGCAAGGACAUUAUAGCCUUCAAAUGGUGCACUAUCUGUGGGACCUAACAGAGAAAUAUAGUGUAAUGUGAACUAUAUUGUGGUUGCUUUUUGGCAACAAAAGAGUGUUUUGGUAAUUUGUUCUUAUCAUAAAGAGAUUUUUUUUUAAAAAGUAUUGAAAAUAUCAAAGUGAAUACUGUAAGUUUUAUCAUUUUGUGCCAGGAGAAUAUUUUGUGCCUCUUAAUGUAGUACAAUAAUCUCUAUGCAAUAUUGUAACAUUCAAAGAAUAUUUAACUUUCUGGUAAAACUUCUGUUGAAAGUUCUGAUGAUAAAAAUUCUGAAUUAAAAAAAAAAAAAAACAUCACAGACAUCCAUCAAGUGACAAUGUAGCGGCAUUAUACAAUGCAACCCUGUUUGUUGAUAUUAGGAAGACUUACAAUAAAGCCAAAACCGACCUCAGUUUUAUAACUUCUUAUUCCCAAACUCUUCCCAAAUAAUUCUGCGAGGAAAACUGAAUAAAAUGUGAGUCCUCUUUGUUCAGUGAGUAUGUUUUCCUAAAUUACUUGUUGAAGGGAGAAAGAAACUCUAUUGUGUGCAUCAUUGAGGUCUGUAUGUACUGAAGAUCUUGGGGGUAGUUAUACAUACAUUAGAAAAGGUCUGGCACAUGGAUCCGUGGGAUGUGCUUUAGUCUGAAUUGAGGGUUAGCGUGUCUAGUGGCCCCCUCAGCAGUAUUAAUGUGGCAAACAUUAGCAUGAGGUCCAAAUGGAUUACUGGGAGUUGCUUUAUUUAAAAGAUUUCAUUUUGUUCACCUAGAAAAUGUUGGUGUUGUUUUCAAAAUGUUUUAAUAGACCUUAUACAGUAUUUCUUUUCUUGUUUGUGUUUUUCUGUGUUAUAUACCGCCAAAUAAUCUUGCUUUGUUUCAAGUACUGCCAAGAUUUUUUUUUUUCACUUUAAACACAUCUAUAUGUGAAAACAUUUGUGUGAAUAUAGCCUGUUGAAAUGAGUUAAAUUAAAAUAAUAAGAGGCAAAUAGCAUCUAAUUUUCCAUAAAUUGCAGGUAAUUUUAGAAGUAAGACUGAGUUUUGAUUUUAUUUGUGUAUAUUUUCUGUUGUACUGUAUUUUUGUAAAUAUUUGCCUCAUUGUUGGUGUAGUUUUUAAGAGUUUUAAAGUUGUUAAUGUUUAAUGAUGUUUUUCAGUGUAGUGAUCUCAUGUUACCCUUUUUGGAAUAAAUGUGAUCAUUUUCCUGUCCAAA